This is a messenger RNA of Siniperca chuatsi (mandarin fish), 8124 nucleotides long. It is a transcript of the gene zfhx2, whose product is annotated as zinc finger homeobox 2. Lineage: Eukaryota; Metazoa; Chordata; Actinopteri; Centrarchiformes; Sinipercidae. The transcript is spliced from 7 exons. Gene Ontology annotation, molecular function: RNA polymerase II cis-regulatory region sequence-specific DNA binding; DNA-binding transcription factor activity, RNA polymerase II-specific. Bases 81 to 4763 code for a protein of 1560 amino acids. Gene Ontology annotation, cellular component: nucleus. The record is from RefSeq and is a predicted model, not a curated record. Gene Ontology annotation, biological process: regulation of neuron differentiation; brain development; regulation of transcription by RNA polymerase II.
GUGCUGUUUUAGGAUGCAAAACAGAGCCGGGAGCUUCCAUCCACUAUUUACCAAGGAAUCCUGUGCUGAAACAGAAAUGGAUGGACUUUAUUUAUAGACAACGCUUCAGCAGACCUUCAAAUGUAGUGGGAAUCCGUAUUUGCGGCGCACAUUUUAGUAACGACUGUUUCGUGAAUUUCUUUCAAAGGUCCAUGGGUUUUGCCAAAAAGUUUAUUCUGAAGCCUGACGCGGUUCCAUCCAUUUAUCCUGGGAACCCAACAUGGCUUAAGCAUGGGGCUGCAUUCUGUUUAAGAAGAGCAGAUGCGGCCUGUCAGUGUAACUCAGUGGUCGUGCAUGAAGUUGGCCUCCAGUGUAGUCUUCCUGCGAACAGGACCAGGACUGUGGGGACCCAGCUGUCAGAACGAAGACUGAUAUACAGGAGAAGCCUGGGUGUCCAGGCAAAGCUGCCCACAACAGAUGCUGCUGAUGGUAAAGUAAAGACGAGACCAGCAGAACAAUCCAUCGGAGGGCUAAUUUCAACCUCUCAGAAACCUCUGACUGAUUGGUCACAGCCUGAAAGUGAAGAUGAUGACCGAUGCGUGACGGUGGAGGAGUCUGGAGAGACAGUGAGCAGUGAAAGCAAUGGGGUGGCAAAGUGGCUAUGCCCUCUGUGCCAAAAAGGACAAACAGACAGAUCCUCCCUGUCUUCACAUCUCACUGAGCAACACAGCGUGCUUCCAUCUUGUGUCGACAGACUGCUGGACAUUGCUGUUCUGAAACAGGGUGCCAGUGGAGGAGAAGAGGACAAAGGUGCUCAAAAGUCUUCAGAUCCUGAAUCUUCACAUCUGAAGCACGCUGAAGACGUCAGUUCAGACCCCUGCCAAUCUAGUGAGAGUUCAGACGCUACCCAGACGCCUGGAGACAAAGAGAUGGAGGAAGAGAGAAUAAUGGAACAGGAGGGAGUUGAAGCUGAGCCAGAAGAGGAGGGAAAUCAACUCACAGCAGCCAAACAGCAAAAUGCAACUGAAAACACAGAAGUCCCAGACGCUAGUGAAAAGUCAGUUGGUAAAAAUGGUGUGCCAGCUGAAAAUAAUACCCGGUCGUUCAAAUGCAAUGCCUGCCUGGAAACCUUUCCCAGCAGAACUGCCUUGAGCGUUCAUUACAACUCUGCAUCCCACAUUCAGAGGAUGACAACAGGCUUUGCAAAACAAGUUGGGGAAAAUGAUCCCCAAACACUCUCAGUUCCUGUCCUGUCUCGGCCAUAUAUAUCAAACAAACCCUACCAGUGUGCUAUAUGUCGAGUCUCUUACAAUCAUGCCAUCACCCUUGAGAGCCAUAUGAAAUCUGUCUUGCACCAGUCCCGCAGCAGAAAUGCUGGAAUUGUUGCACAUGCUGCAAACGCAGUUGCUACUGCUAGUUUGGGAGGUAGCACCACCAGUGCUCCAAACGCUAUAGUGACCACAUCUGGAAGUGGAACCAGUCAGUUAGUUACCACCACCAACUCUGCUGCUCCUGGGACAUUGAUGGUGACUACUACAAAAGACGGAGAGCAGAUUCAAACUUCACAAGUGGCUCCCUCCCUCCUUACCUCCCCAGUGGCCUCAGCUCAGGCGGUCUCAGCCUUUCUCACCCUUCUCACAUCUAGUCCCAGCACCCUCUCACACUCCCUCCUCCCCUCUCUAUUCGCGGCUGGUGCUGCUCCUGGUGCCGCCGUACCUCAGCUCGUGCCUCAGCCUCAAAUGGUCAUGCCCUUGAUCUUGAAUGGGCUCCAAGCCCAAACCCAGCAGCACCAAGAGAACCAGCAAGGCCAGCUCCUUACCCAGUGUGUGCCAUUCGUAGGUCUCAGCCCAUCCCAGCAAGCCCUCCUAACCCAAAGACUUAACAGCUUACAGAACCAGUGGCCCUCUGCAGGAGUCCCAACAAACAUACAGCCCUGCCUGGAGGAGCAAAAACAGACUAUAAAGUGUGAGAGAGAACAAGAAAGGCAGAACAGUGAUGAGACAGUUGAAGAGAAGGUCUCAGAUCAGAUCAAGGACAGGAAUAACUGGACUACAGAGAAACUUAAGGAAGAGGACAGUAAAGAAUUUGCACAGUGUCCUAAUAUAGAAAGCGAAGUGAAGGUUGAGAAUAACGAAGACAAUGGGAAGGCACACAGAGAUAGCACAACAGAUGGAGACAGCUCGACUGAUCAGUUGGACCUGGAAGGUGAUAAAGCAGCUAGCCUCAAUCUCUCCCCAGCAGGCACAGAGAAGAGCCUCCGCAAUAAGAACCUCUCGCCUCCUGCAUCUGUGCCCAGCAAUUCAAGCCUCAGUCCUUUAAAUUUAAACCUUACACUUAGCCCUGAUUCUACUCCUCAAAAAUCGCAAUCGGGCACUAGCCCUUGUGGCUCUCUUGGCACCCCAAAAUUCAGCCCGACUACAAAUGCCUUAACUAACAACCAAACUCGACCCCAUUGUAAUACAAUGGGAUCCAUUUAUCCAGACCUUCCAGUGCUGUCAGAGUUCCAGUCGGAGGUUCUCUGGGCGUUCUUUGAGUCACGUAGUGAGGCUGAUGCUGCAAGUCCUCCCCAUGAGGACUGUGAGGCACUAGGCAGAGAGGUAGGGCUUUCUGAGGAAGAGGUACGUAGAUGGUUGAGCCAAGCACGACAUGCAAAACAGAGGCGAAGGGCGACAGAGUUAGAACACCUGCAAGGCAUGGCAGGAUUUACAAAGCAUGCCCAAAGUUCUGACAAUGACUAUGACGACGAAGAAAGCUCACUGAUUAUAGCAGAAGGUGAGGAUGACGCUGAAGCGUCAGGUAGUCAGGCAAUAGAUUUGUCUAAUACAAGAGGGAAACGCAGACAGAGAGAUUUGGGAAGGGAGGGUCAGGGAGAUUCCUGUCUCACUUCUGACUCAGAAAAUGAGGUAUACACCUCUGUCAUUGUGUCUGAUGAGGAAAGUCAGAAUGAGUCUUUGAGGGAGGGUCCUGAGAGCCCUGCUAAAGAUGAAGCACAGUGGGAGGUCCAUGGUGACAAGGGGUCAGUUGGAGGAAAGGUCUUGCGCUCCACAACUGUGUUUCUCUCUGAUGCAGAGGAUGAGUAUGAAGAUGAGGAGGGUGGAGGGGGUCAAAGGGCCAAGAGGAAAAAACGAAAGGGGGAGUUUGAGCGCGAUGAGGUGGAGGUGAAGAAGGAGAGACAGGACCCAGAUGUGGAUCUAGAGUUGGAGGCCCAAGGGGACCCUCCAAGUUCACUGUCCCAUGCUAUGGACUACCAUGAGAUUCCAGCCGGUGCUCUCCACUCACUUCCCCUGUCCCUUGCUCCCUUUUCCACUCAGUUCCUCAGCCCCUAUGUCCUCUCUCUUACUCCUUCACUGGUUGGAGAUGGAAGCAAGGUACCUGUCUUUCCUAACCCACCAACUAUCACGCGCUUCUCCAGCUCUCUUCUCUCACAGUCUCUCUCCUCCCUCAACCAAACUUCUCACUACCUGUCCAAUGGUGGUGAUUGUGAGUCCGCUCUGGAUCUCAGCAUGGGGAAAAACAACUCAAAAUCUGCUUCUUCUUCCUCAUCAUCUUUGGCUGAUAAAAUUGCAGCACAGAAGGGACAGUUGCUGGAUGGGCUUGGCCUGAGGCCCACAUCCAAAGGUCUGGUAGUCGUCCAGGUGAAGCCUGAAUCUGUUACUGCCAUGCCCUCUUCCAACAGCAGUAUGAGUCUGGUCAACUGCAAUAACAUGACAAAGUCUAGUAUUUACAUGAGGGCAGCAGAGAAAAUGAAUGCCACGCUACUGGAAAGGGAACGAGAAAAGGAAAGAGAGAAGGAAAAGGAAAGGGAGCAGCAGCAGAGGAAGUCCAAAGGAAAAAGGUAUCGGGAUAUGCGGCGUUCCAGGACCAUCAUACAAGCUGAACAACUUGACAUUCUGUAUGGCUGCUAUUUCAAAGACCCAAAUCCUGGGAAACAUGAGUUUGAACAGAUUUCAGAGUGGGUCCACCUUCCUAAGAAGGUUGUGCAGAUUUGGUUCCAGAACAUGAGGGCGAGGGAACGGAAGGGUGAGGUCAGAUUCAUCAGUGACGGGACUCUGGCAGCGGUUGGCAAACCUCUCAUCAAAUUUACCUGGCCUCUUUCCAAACCCAUAUUCUCCAACAAAACUGCUCCAAAUAAUACUGGGUGCAUCACAACUACUCCAAUUGUGCGAACCCUCAUGAAGACCGAGAGAGAGCCUGUAAAGGAGCUGGGUAAACCUGCUGUUCUGAAAAAAAUAACCCCAGUUCCUAUCAAGCCCAAGGAGGUUGUUUCCUCUACCACAGUUUGUCCUGUGAGCAGCAGUGCUUCUGCUGUGCCAAAGACCAAGCUCGAGACCACCAGCAACGUCACUAUGGUCAAAGUUGCACCCAAAGUCAACACCCCUGUACUUUUAGCACCACCCAAGGAUCCAAUCCCCAUUGCCCCACGACCGGCCCAGAAACGAAAGCUAGAAGAGGAGAGCGAGGAAGAGAAGACGGAUGAGGAGAAAGACAAUGAAAAUGAGAUGGGUCCUGGACCAGGAACCACUAACCGCAUGGUGCCCAAGCUGCCCACAACUCCCAUCAACAACAGGCCUCCUGCCACAACAGUGGUGCCACAAAAACAGAAUGGGCUCAACUACUGGACCCCCAAAGUCCCCAUUAAGAUCAACACUCUAUCAAGAGAACAACUGGCUCUUCCCACACACACGCCUCCUCGUACCAUCCCCCUCCUCCCACCCCCAGCAUUGCGCCAGUCAGCCCAAAUACCCCCAGCUCUGCCAAAGUGGCCAGCCCCUCCACCCCGGUAGUAGCUAAAUCUAGCCCGACUGAAAGCAGCUUUCUGCCCCACUCAUCCAGCCGUAGGCCACGCACACACUUGUCCUGCCUACAACUGUCCAUUCUGCAGUCCUGUUACGAGACCUGUGCCCACCCUAACGCCAUGGAGUGUGAGGCAAUCGGCACCGAGCUCAACCUGCCAUUAAAGGUGGUGCAGAUCUGGUUCCAAAACACCAGAGCCAAGGAGAAGCGCUGGAGGCUGCAGCAAGAGAAAAUGUCUCCUCUGUCAGGUGGGAAGGUGGACAUGAGCUCAGGAAGCUACCUGCAGUACAACGCUCUGAAAGCCAAUCGUCCCAUCCUGCCCAAACCUGUUCAGCUGACAAUUACUGAACCUCCAUCUUCCCCAAUGGCUGGCCAGCCAGUGCCAAAGGAGAACCUGACAGGCCGCUGUGAUGCCUGCAACAUCUCCUUUGAAUCCCGGGCUGCAGCGAGGGCCCACGUCUUCUCCCCACGUCAUCUGGCAACCCUGAGAACCACUAACUUUGGCCAGCCGACAACGCUCGUCAACAAGAAUGGUAACGGCGGACCUGGCAGCGUUGUGCCGGGCUCACAGGUCCCUCAUUCCACUCCGUUAACCAGUUCUGGUGCUGGUUCUGGAGGGGAAAUCUUUGAGUCGCCUCUACCGACGGCCACCAGCAACAGUUAAAGACUCAGAUCAGGAUUGGUCUGCACACUGACUAUUCUUGGACCCAUUUGGGCUCCUCAGAUUUUAAUAAACAAAUUUGAGCACUAAUCCUCAAAAGCUAAUAUUCUUUAGUUUUUGGAGUUGGCUCCCCCUGCAACCCCUAUCCCUCACUCAACCUUCACUGACUCUAAAUCCGUUAAUCUAUAGAGUUCACCUGGAUUCCAAUGCAACAGCAGACUAUUUCCAUGCUGCUUCACACUUUAUCAGUUGCUGUUUGAUAAGUGAUGAACACAUCUUAAGUCUCCCUCAAUUCUCACACACUUUAUCCAAACAUUUUUGGUCCUAAACCUGUGGUUAUAUAUUACCUUACCUAAAUGACCUUCCUAUAGUUUGUAAAGGCACUCAAUUUUCCAUGCUUGAACUGUCCUACCCUAAAGACUGAUGCAAAAGUGUUUCCUCUUUGGAAGGGGCCAUUUGACGGUAGGCCCGGAAACACUUUUUGGGAUAAUAACAUGAAAUACUCACAUUAAUAACUCCCAGUUUGCUCCUGUGGAAUUGUUUUUCUCAUGUCUACUUUCACUUCUAGGGCAAAGACUGCUUGGAUAUAAUAUGACUGGACUGAACCAUUGGGAGAGGAAGAACUGGUAUUGACUGUCACCUUUUUAUUUGCUACAGGAGUGUGAUCUGAAGAGUGUUGUGUCCACUCAUUUGGGAUAUUAAAAGAGGUACUUUAGAGAGAACAGGGCUGUUGAAUUGUCCCCAUGUACAUGUUCAUAGUUUUCACGACAAUCCAAAUAGACAGGGCAAAAAGAGAGGCUGAGGAAAGUAGAAUCUUGGCAUACCGCACUUUGACACAUUUUACAUUGUUUUUGAAAUGUUUUUAAGCAUUCUAAUGCAAGUGUCUUUUUAUGGAAAGAUACAUUAACGCAUGUUGGAUGCCUUAAUAUAAAUCACGUGAAAUAAAUUGUUUUUUGCUAGUCUAAUGAAAUAUGCUUUAGGUGUGAGCAUAAUAUUGUGCAAGAAGCAGACCUGAGUAUAUAAAUGAAGAAGAGCUCUGUUCCAAAAUGCUUUUAUAUCCAUCUUUGGGGGAAAUAUCUGAAUGUCAUAUUCUGUAUCUAGAACAUAGUAAAUCCUGCCUGUAAAGUUGUCAGCAUUCUCUUGGCCAAGGACUAUAAUUAUCAGCUAUCUUGUUUUUACAACACAUUUCUUUGAUCCUGUGGAUUUCCCUUUCCCUCCAAAUGGUGUAUAUCUCAUUUUGAAAUGCAGCUCUUCAAACCUGUUGGGGGGGGGGAUAAAUGUUCUCACCAACUGUGGGUGUGUUAGAAAUAUGACAGCCUUAAGAAGAAACCCCACCAGGCAUAUAUAUUCAAACCCAGGUGAUCCUUGUGUAAUAUUAGUGAAUUAAUUUCAUCCUCACCUGGCACAGAGGGUCAGACAGAUUUCGUAAAUUUACGGUUUUCUUUGCCAUGAAUACUGUGCAUAAGACAAGAAAGUUAAGUACUCGUUUUAUUUACUUAAAUAUUUAUACAAAUGACAAUAGAAGCAAUUUAAAAACUGGUGGAACAGAUUUUUAUUUAGGUCAAAAGCCAAGCCUCUAGAAAAAUUAAGACAAUAGGGCUUGAAAUGGACUGUUUUCCGUACUUUCUUUUCCCCCCUCGUUUUGUUCAGUUUUGAUACAGAGUUACUAAUUCUGGUAAUGUACGUGCUGUGAAAUGAGAUCUCAUAUCUGGAAACCAUGACAAGGGAGAAAGUUGGGUAUUACUAGUAUCCUUAAGGGACUAAUGGAUACUCAAAUCUAGGAAGCAAAUUGGGAAACAUUAAAUGUGUUGACUGAGAGCUAAUAAGAUGGUGCUGUGUUGAAGGACACAUAACAUACUAAAGAUGUUUUCCUUCAAUUUAAGUUGUAUAUUAAUGUUACUAUUGAUAGUUUUAACAAAAUGCAAAACUAAAACAUGAACUUUUGUAAAGAAAUAUAUUAAAAAUAACUGAUAUUCCAAAGUAAUCCUCCCUUUGCUUUCUGUCAUUCAAAAACCAAAAAGCAAUCUUGAGGUCGACAGAGAGCAGGAGAGGUGUUCGUAAAUGCAAACUGUAAAGGACAUCCCACGGCUUGACGCUUGCACUAGUCCACAAUUUUUGCACAAGCUACAGACAUUUCAAAUGAACACAGCCAUUAACACAACAUUAAGAGUCACUUGGUGUGGUUUUUGAAACAAGGAGAGUAACUGUCCUUUCAUGAGUAAUAAUUUGUACUCCUGUUGGAAAUUGUAUCUUGUGUGUAAAGCAAGGACUGGAGUGCUUUAACUUCAAGACUGGGAUUACACACGCACACACACAGACACGGUGUUGCACUGUCCAAACUAGAUAGGUUUUUAUGGAGAUCUGCUUUUUAUUCCCUUAUGUUUCAUUGUCACUUUGAUUAUCACUAUUGUUAUAACUGUACUACUACUUAUACGAUUUAUCAUUACUACUCAUCACUGUUUUUGAUUAUUAUUAUUGAUCCAUAAUGGUUUUAAAUGCCACAUCUGCUCAAAAACAGUAUGGUAUUCCUAUGAAUAUUGAACAAUAAUAGUGGCAGUGUUGUUAAGAAUUGUUAGAUUUUUGAUUAAGCUUAUUUUUUCCUCCUCACUUGUACCUGCCUUUUUGUGUUUGGUCUCCAUUAUGCUUUCUUUGAUAUACAGAAAAACAAAUAAAAUCAGUUGAACAACAAA